AGAACUCGUAGUGCAGAACGUGGAUUCCGUAUAAGAGUACCACCGCGGCUUUCACUGCACGUUGUGGUGAAAUAGUCCUCGCACAGAGUGAACUAAGAAGUCGAAAGUGGUUUAGUGCAUUACGUGCUUGGAUUUAUUAUAACUUUUCUUCAAUUACCGAUAAUUGUAAAGCAAAAUGACUCUUGUUCAACCAAGCCCUGAACUUCAAAUCCAUAUCAGACAUGAACUCAAUGAGGAUGUUAACACACGAGAAUCAGAUUUAGAGCAUAUCAAAGAAUGGUUAAGGAAGCAACCGCAUUUACCAGAUACCUGGGAUGAGAACCGUUUAAUGACUUUUUUGAGAGGUUGCAAGUUUUCAUUGGAAAAAUGCAAAAGUAAAUUAGAUAUGUAUUUCACAAUGAGAACCGCCUGCCCAGAAUUAUUUUCAAACAGGGACAUAACGAACCCAGAACUGAAGCUCAUACGUGAAUUGGGGCACAUUCCUCCUCUACCAGGUUUGACUGCAAACGGUCGCCGAGUAGUAGUCCUUAGAUCCAAAAAGGUAGACGUCGAUACUUACGAUAUAGCUGAUAUUAUGAAGGUUGUUCUUAUGAUCGGUGACGUAAGAUUAGCUGCCGAAGAAGUGGGUGUAGCUGGAGAUGUUUAUAUAUUAGACGCCACAGUAGCCACAGCCGCUCAUUUUUCCAGAAUUAAUCCAGCGAUGAUACGUAAAUUUUUGGUUAUUGUUCAAGAAGCAUACCCAGUGAAGCUAAAAGAAGUCCAUGUAGUUAACGUUUCACCGUUGGUAGAUAAAAUUAUAACUUGGGUAAAACCUUUCUUAAAGGAGAAGAUUCGGGAACGAAUCCACGUCCAUUCCAACUUCGAAUCUCUACAUAAAUUUAUACCAAAAGAUGUACUUCCCGAAGAGUUUGAUGGAACUGCUGGUCCACUACAAGUAUUCCAUGAUCAAUGGAUGGAAAAACUAAAGGAAUACACACCUUGGUUCAAAGAACAAGAAAACAUCAAAGCCGACGAAUCAAAGCGACCAGGCAAACCUACCAACUAUGAUGAUCUCUUUGGAGUAGAUGGCAGCUUUAAGCAAUUAACUAUUGACUAACUCCAAUCAAUAUAACUUGCUGCAAAGUUUUAAUAAGUAUAGGAAAUGUUAUUGGUUAUUGUAAUUAUCUUUUUAUCUGGGUCGUUGGAUAAGCUUAUUCCAAAUAUUAAAAUUUCAAAGCUGUAGGAAAGAGUUCAAAACAAAUAGAUUUAAUAGACUACAGUGUAGGUAAAGAUAAUGACAAGCAAUGUUGAAUAUUAAAUCUUAAAGUAACUAAAAUAACAGCCCAAUAAUGAUAGUCAGAUGAUAGACCUUAUAAUCAAAACGUUUAUUAAAUAGUAGUUUCUUUUCUAUAAUUUACAAGUAAAUGACCCAAUAUAAUUAAAAUAAGAAAAAAGAGUAUAAUUGUGUCUUGUCUGUAUAAAAUAUCAAAGAUAUGAGUAAUAGAAGUAUAUAAAAAUUCAAGUUAUAUCAUCGGACUAAAGUGAAAGCAUUGCUAAAGAAAAAAUUGUUAUCAUUGCACUAAAUUGUGUUUCACCUUGAUAUUCUUGACUAUAUCCUGUUUUUAAACUAGGAGGAGUAAACUCAAAAAACAGAUUUAUACCCAGUAAAAAAUAUAAGGUGAUGGUUCCAAAAAUGAUGAGCGAAUCAAAUAAUCAAUAAAAAAUUGGGGCUAAUGAAUCUAGGUAGAUCUAGCCCUACUCCUUUGCGUACUUGGUGUAUUUUAUUAUAAAAUAACUAUCAGCGCAAGUCAGAAUAAAGAAAUAUAUGGAUAUAAUAUACCUAGUAUGUUUCUUUAUUUCUUGCUUAAGAAAACCUAAUGCACUUAAAUAUUUUUGUUAGCACUAUCAGUAUUACUUUAAAAGUACUAAUUAAUUGAUGGUGACAUAUUGUUUUUAUCUACUUCUACCUAACUUUUUUUAGCUGAUUUAGUUAAUAAUUUUUUAAUUGAUAAAUACAUAAUAUCGAAAUCCUAAAGAACGAAUGUUAUUAAACAAAGAUGAAACAUUUCUGGUCAAGUUUACAAUAUCCACAUAAUAUUUGAAAUAUUCAUUAUAAAACCCAAAGAAUAUAAAAUGCCUAGAUAACUUCUUAUAAUAUAAACCAAAAUUGUUAUAAAAUAAAAAGUGUAUUGAAUAAUUAUAUUAUAAGUAUUACACUAUUUUUGUAUUCAUCGGAUUAGUUCUUUUGUAUAAAAUAAAAAUAAAGUAAUAUCUAGAA
Molecule: messenger RNA, 2257 nt
Organism: Diabrotica virgifera virgifera (western corn rootworm)
Lineage: Eukaryota; Metazoa; Arthropoda; Insecta; Coleoptera; Chrysomelidae
Product: alpha-tocopherol transfer protein-like
Exons: 6
Coding region: 176-1096 (306 amino acids)
Cellular component (GO): membrane
Molecular function (GO): phosphatidylinositol bisphosphate binding
Source: RefSeq, a predicted model, not a curated record